GUAAAGGAGCGCCGGAAUGUCGUAAAAGGGCCGCAAGUAGCAGCGCUCGGGCAGACGUCUGUGAACCCAUUUUGGACUCCGUCUUCUCUGCGAAAAGUUCGAGGAACCUGUUGCUGGUUUUAUCACUAGUGACAGCCAGGCUACCGCGGAGCUCAGCCCCACGCCAGCAGGCACUGCUGGUCGUCACCCCGACGCGGGCCGAGGACGGGAAGUGCGACGUUAUGCGGCCCGUAGAGGCAGACGAGGCGCGGGAGCCGGAGGACGACCUGGGCGGUCUCCUGAGACCCACGGUGCGCGCGAGCCGCGAAGAGUUCGCCUCCCUGGAGCGCGAGCACGUGCGGGCGCGCUGCAGGGCCCGCAGGAAGCUGAGGGAGAUCGAGAGCCUGCUGGACGAGAUCAGGAGCGAGCUGGAGGCCUCGGAGGAGAGCGCCCGGGAUCCCGCGCUCAGUGAGCGCGCGGAGGCGGAGGAGAGAGUGGUGAAGCUGUGCGCCAAGGUGGAGAGAAAGGCCGUGGAGGCGGCGCGCAUGGGCAAGAGGAUCGUGGAGCUCCACCAGCAGAUAGACGGCAACGAGGGUCACUGAGCAGCUCCGGAACUUGCGGGUGGGAGGUGGCUGAGAGCAGUUAGUAAAGUUCGGAAUGGAGGACAUCAGCGCUGGGCAGAAGGGAACACAGAACCCUGCGUAGUUGUUGUCAUAGAUAAUUUCACUCUUUCUACAUUGCUGAUUAGAAGAAAAUCAUUCUAUAUGUUGUUGUGUCAAGACCAGGCAUAACAAAGUAUUGGCAGAAUGUAGACCUGCUCAGUCACUAGGGGGAGGGAUAAAGUCUAAAACAUAACUACAUACUACAAAUGCGUGAUUGUUAAUGAGAGGGGAGUAUUUCAGAUUACCUUACUGCAGGUGAUACCAUUGUGCAGGGUGGGUGAGUCUGUUAGAAUUUAUGUUGUGGUGAUUGAAGUUCCCUCACAUGUACUUCAGGUUGCUGACAGACUGUUCAGCUGAUGAGGAGGCAUGGCUGCUUGGAAAGGCUGAAACCAAGGGAGUCUUUUGUUUUGUUUCCACUAUUUUACUAUCUGUAUUUUCACAGUAAGCACUAAAUUUCCUGUACCAUUCUGGUGGUUGAUUUCAGACUUAGAUUGUCAUUUUUGUUGAUUAAUAGAUGCAUUCACUUUGGAAAGGACAUGUUUUAAUAUACCAUGAAGGAAUGUAACUGUUAUGUGGUCAUAUUUGUUACUGUGAUAUUAUUGUAGUUUUAAAGUUUGGGAGUAUAUUCUUGUGCUUUGCUAUUUUUUUUUUUUUUUUAUGCUUCCUGGAAUUUGAGACUCAUGAACACUUGAGGUUAGAGUCCUGUAAAGGAGAAGACAUUACUAGGCUGCAGCUGCCAAACGAAGAACCCAAACACCAGUCAAGUUGUGGAUAUAACUACUUUGAACGAGAUUGAGAAAGCCCAGAGGACAGUUGGUCAUGGAGAGUGGUGGUGUAUAAAUUUUGGGACCUCUGCAAUCUAGAUCAAAGGAGAGCUUUUUUUUUUUUUUUAAUACAGUUUUUUCUCCUCAAAAUGUAACUUAUGUCAUGUUAGCUGUAACCAUCUGGUGAGCCACCUAGACUUGGAAUGAGUUCUAGGUGUACUUGCUGACUUUGGGGCAAACUUUAUUGUAAUACAGUCUCUGCCACAAAUGCAUGUAACCAUUUCAGGGGCCAGGAGGGGCUGGGGAAUAUCAUUGGGGUCACCAAACUGAUAGGUGCCAUCUUCCAGACUUAGACAAUAUCAAGCCUAUGUCUUCAGAGCCCAGAUCUCACAGGAAUUAAGAUCAGAGCUCUAACAUGUUAUUAAAAAGUUCAUUUGCUUGUAAAAAUAAAUGCAGAAAACCAGUCUUUAUUAUAGAAUAUUUGUGCAAAUGACCGAAGCUAUUGACUUGGCCAAGAAAAGAUGAGGUAAAUAAACUUUUUUCAGAAUGAAA
Molecule: messenger RNA, 1957 nt
Organism: Nycticebus coucang (slow loris)
Lineage: Eukaryota; Metazoa; Chordata; Mammalia; Primates; Lorisidae
Gene: MRFAP1L2
Product: putative MORF4 family-associated protein 1-like protein UPP
Exons: 1
Coding region: 222-581 (119 amino acids)
Source: RefSeq, a predicted model, not a curated record